This is a messenger RNA of Lactuca virosa, 996 nucleotides long. The record is from the annotation of a GenBank genome assembly. NCBI's taxonomy places the organism in Eukaryota, Viridiplantae, Streptophyta, Magnoliopsida, Asterales, Asteraceae.
AUGGGAAAUCAUCUCCCCUCAUUAAAUGCACAUCGCAUCCUCAUACAACAUACAACAAUGGUGGAUCAGAGGAAACUAGAAUCUGUAAUCGACUGCCACACCACCGUAAGCCACCAUCAACAGCCAGUCAUUAUGGAAAAUAACCAAGAACAACCCUCAACGGAAGAUUCAAACAGAUUGCAUUCAUCCAUAAUAAUCAAGAUCAAUGCUGGCUACUUCAGGAUAUGCAUAUCUGCUGGUGCCCAAGCUUUACUUUGGAAAAGUAUAAACCAACACCACCGGACCUCAAACCUCCACACCAUUAUCGCCACCACCUCCACAGUCUUCUGGUGCCUAACGCUAUGCACCCUCGUGUCUCUCUCUCUUCUCUACAUAAUGAGAUGCAUUUUCCACUUUGACCUCGUGAAAGCCGAAUGUCGUCACCAUGUAGGCAUGAAUUAUUUGUUUGCACCUUCGAUUUCAUGGCUUCUGUUACUUGAGUCCACCCCUUUGUUCAUUUUCCCAGAUAAGCACGCAUAUGGAUACAUAUGGUGGUUGCUAAUCGUUCCAUUGUUGGCUCUUGAUGUUAAGGUCUAUGGGCAGUGGUUCACGGCUGAGAAGCGGUUUCUCUCUAUCAUGGCUAACCCUACGAUCCAAAUAUCUGUAAUAGGGAACUUGGUAGCAUCGUUAUCAUCCCAUGUAGCAGAUGAGACAAGAUGGAAGGAAAUUCGGAUUUGUCUGUUUACAUUUGGGAUGAUACAUUAUGUAGUGGUGUUCAUCACGCUUUACCAGAGGUUAUCAGGGAGUAAUCAUAUCCCGUCUAAUCUCAGACCUGUUUUCUUCCUCUUUGUAGCCACACCGAGCAUGGCUACAUUAGCUUGGGAAUCCAUUAAUGGAAGCUUUGAUAUCAUUUGCAAGAUGCUCUUUUUUCUAUCACUCUUUCUAUUUGUAUCUUUGGUAUGCUCAUUUCCUUCUUUUGUAGCUGAUUUAGAAUCAUAUAAGCCCAAUUUAUUAUAG